CAGCUGGUAGAUCUAACUGGUUGGAGUCUCUUUAUGAAAGUCACUCCUCGAAACAGUCCAUCAGUUUACUGCGGUACCACAGACGUGGUCAAUAAAUACCAAGAUACAGGUUUGAAGUACGAGGAUGGAGACCUAGAUGGCAGUGUUGCUAGCGAGACUGACAUUUUGAAAUUAUUGGGAGUAUGCAAAACUGUUGAGGCCUCGUCUCCAGUUAUGGUAUCAGAUGAAGUUGUCCCCGCCAAUCAAGAUGAAGGAAGUUGUACACAAACUGAUGUUGAAGACAUUGUGACCUCACUUUCACCUGCCGAGGAGAAUGCCCAUGGUGAUGUGGUAGUUUCAAAGAUAGCAGAACUAGAGGGGGAGACAUCGGAAGUGGUUGACAUGGUGGCAUCAGAGACAAUAACGUCAAAGGCAGUUGCUUCAGAGGCUGAAACAUCAGUUAUUGGACCAGAUAUUCAAGAAGGAUCUGGUCACUCUCCCCCCAAAAUAUCUGAUGACAGUGAAGCUAAUAAACCUGAUAAAGAUCUCCAGACUGAAAAACUGUUAGCAGCCUUAGGAGAAAUCCAAGAAUCAUUGCUUAGUGCUAGCAGUACAAUUGAUGCCGACUCUUCAAAGCAAAAAAUAUUAUCAGCUUUAGGAGAACUUAAUGAAUGCUUUUUAUCAGCAGAAGUUUCUCGUGUAGAUUGUCGGAAACCUGACGUGAAGCGUCUUGGUAAGAGGAAGUCCCUUCCGAAGAAAGUAGUACAAAUGCAAGAUGAUGAUGCAUCUGUCUCUGAAGAUGCUGAUGAUGCAGGUUUUACAGAUGAAGAUGCAGAUGCAGAUGAGUGGUUUCCUGAAGCAGAGAAGACAAAAAAAGGUCCAAGGAAAAAGAAAGUAUUUGAGACCUCUGCCUCUAAAGUUGAGGAAAUUAGUCCACCUAAGAAACCAAGAGGAAGACCAGCGAAGGUUGCAGGAGAAAUUAAGGUCAAAAGAGGUAGAGGCAGGCCGAGAAAGUAUCCAGAUUGCUUGGUGGAAGACGUUGAUGGAACGAAACAGAAUGACAAAGAUGAGGCUACAGAAGAGAUUGGAGGAAGGAGUUUGCGACUGAGAAGAGGACGACCUCGAUUAUGCCAAGAUGGGUCUGAUGAUACAGAGGGGAAUGAUGGAGAGAAAGUGAAAGCCAAAAAGAACAAGCUUCGUUAUGGAUGUAGUAUGUGCGGAAAGUCUUUUGCAGGCAUCACAAAUUUAGAGAUUCAUUUUCGAACACACACUGGUGAGAAGCCGUACACAUGUGAUCUUUGUCCAAAGUCAUUCAAUGCACCCAUCAGUUUUAAGAUUCAUCAACAGACUCAUUCGUCAAACAAGCCAUACCAGUGUGAAUUGUGUGGCAAGACCUUUAAACAUGCCAAUUCUUUAACAUCGCAUAAAAUAACUCAUACCAAAGAACGGCCAUAUACAUGUAAAGUAUGUCACAAAGGUUUCACUCAGACGGGAAGUUUGAAAUCUCACAUGCGGCUUCACACUGGGGAGAAACCAUAUCAGUGUGAGCAAUGUGGGAAGUCCUUCGCGCAGGCUAAUGGGUUACGUACUCAUAAAAUGACACAUACAGGAGAAAAGCCCUAUAAAUGUCACCAGUGUGAGAGGGCUUUCAACAGUGCUUUUAAGUUGAAAUCCCACAUAAUGAUACAUACUGGGGAUUUUCCCCAUCAGUGUGAUCUUUGUGCACGCCGCUACACCAUGUUGAGUGAAUUACGUAAACAUGUACGAAAAAACCACCUAAAAGAGAAGCCGUAUCUCUGCGACAUAUGUGGCAAGAGUUUUGGUGAUAAGAACACUUUAGGCCAUCACAAAAAAAUUCACUCAGGUACGAGGGAUUAUCAUUGCACAAGUUGCACCAGAAGUUUCUAUGCAAGCUCUGCUUUGAAGAAACAUAUGCGAACUCAUACUGGUGAGAAACCAUUCUCGUGCACUGUGUGCUUGAAGUCCUUUAGCCGUGCCGAUAACCUCAGAUCGCACAUGAAAAUACACAGCAGCGCUGCCGAUGGAACGUCUACAUCUACAAGGAAACAGUCUGAUGCCACAAAGCUAUUCCACUGCAGUAUUUGCACUCAGGCAUUUACGCGAGCGGCACUCCUGAAAAAACAUGAUGAACAGUAUCACAGUGGAGGUGGAGGUGAAGUAGCAGCCAUGACAGUUACAAUUCCAAGCGAUCAAAUGACAGCUCCGAAUCAGGAAAUCAAUACACAAAGUCAACACAUAAAUCUACAUCCAGAGGAGGUUCGCACUGCUGCUGAAGUAUUGGCUGCAGCACAUCUACAUGUGUUUAACGCACCAAGAUAA
This is a messenger RNA of Saccoglossus kowalevskii, 2319 nucleotides long. RefSeq lists its product as uncharacterized. NCBI's taxonomy places the organism in Eukaryota, Metazoa, Hemichordata, Enteropneusta, Harrimaniidae. Gene Ontology annotation, biological process: regulation of DNA-templated transcription. Gene Ontology annotation, molecular function: RNA polymerase II cis-regulatory region sequence-specific DNA binding; DNA-binding transcription factor activity, RNA polymerase II-specific. The record is from RefSeq and is a predicted model, not a curated record.